Molecule: messenger RNA, 4518 nt
Organism: Gadus chalcogrammus (walleye pollock)
Lineage: Eukaryota; Metazoa; Chordata; Actinopteri; Gadiformes; Gadidae
Exons: 2
Coding region: 2339-3250 (303 amino acids)
Source: RefSeq, a predicted model, not a curated record
GAGGAAGGACCGACAGGAUCCCAGGUCUCCUUCGUAGCGUUCUGGAGCUGGAAUGAAUGGCUCCCGGGAAGAUUUUCCACAGUGAAAUAACAUCUGCCGCUAUCUGGGUCAUAUGCUACCACCACAAGUUCAACAAAGUUAUCUCUGAGGGGCAGGGCCAAAUCUCUGGGCCUAGCCUACAUAUCCCUUCAAAUGAAAUGCUACCUUUUGUCAAUAUGUGGGUUUCAGUCACGUGAUUAUGAUGACGUGCGAAAGGGGCGUAAUUUCAAAUGGAGGUCAGGAAGUAAAAAUGGCGAUUACGCCUAUGGAGGAAACCGUUACAUAGAGUCCGUAUUGUAAGGAUUUAGAGCCCGUUUCUAGACAAAGAUACAAACAAUUAAUUAGUAAAUAUGUUUGCCGUGAUCCGUAUCUUAUAAAGAAGAGUGAGUUUUCGGUAGAACCUAAGGAUUUGCCGACAAUCGAGGCUGUGGACAUCACUAACUAUCUGGUCCUUCAGACAUCGUUCUAUACAGUACAGCAGAUAAAAGCCUAUAAAAGUAUGAAGGCAUACAAUUUUGUUGUUUUUGGAUUGUCUGUGCCAUUAAAAGUAUCAUUUAGGAUCGUUCACUACUUUAACGGCACCGACAAUCCGAAAACCUUUUUGGUUUUUGGAUUUUUGUUAUGUACGAUCAAAAACAUUUUAUGUACGAUCAAAAAACCCGGCCCCAUUAUUUCCCAUAGACCUUUGACCGAGGAAACAGGGACUUAUUCUUCAGAGGUCUAUUGUUAUGAGUGUGUCUUCGUGAGUUCUGCCUGUUUUGAAGAUUGGAAGAUGUUUAUUGAAAAGAUUAAAUAACAUUGAGAAAACAGAUUAAUACAUGGUGGUUUAUUCACAAGAUUACUUCUUUUUUUUUUUUAAGUAUAGUAUUUAAAUAUUUUUCCUCCUCUCCCCCUCCUUACUCCAAUGGGACGACAGUUCCCGAAAGAUUAGACAAGACACAACAAAUUACCCCAAUCAAUUCAAAUUGUCAAUCAAUGCUCCUCGCCUAAUAGUGCCUCGCCUGGUUUUGUUGCCAGGUUCUAUAUGGCCAUAGCCCUGCUUUGCAGAAUCUGAUAUUUUCUUGACUAAUCCUAUGACUCUCUAGCCUGGCGAUGUCAUACUCAUAAUUCUAGUCAGAAUAUGAGUGUGAGACCGAACCAUUGGGCUGUGAUUAUAGGGCGGAACCAGGAAGGAAAAUGCCUCUUUGCUCAAUUGGAUAGACCUAAAACCAAUCAGAGCAACGUAGUAUGUGACGUAUGUUGUGCGACGCACAGCUAUUCUCAAGAAAAGAAGAAAUUCAUCCAGAUGGACAUAAACGAUUUAUGCCGGUUUUGCAAAAAAAAAUUAAGGAUACACGGACAAAUUGGCAACACGGUCAUCAUUUUUGAGACAAAAAGUAAAAGUACAUGCACGUACGAACAAGUACUCCGUUUAGGCUUUCAACUCCAAAACACAUCAAACAAAUCGUAUCGCAUGUGUCGGCCAUGUACAAACUUAAUAACACGUUUGGAACGCGACAUGUCCGUGUUUAAGAAGUGGACAGACGACGAAGGAGCCCAGGCUGAAGAAGCGUGUUCAUCUGAGGCACCAGAGAAAAGAGACCGGGAGCCAACUCCCUCCAAGACGCCCAGGGCUCUGAAGAAGUUCUGCCCCAAUCCGUUAACACCAACCAUUACAAAAACGCGAAAAAGCCUUACAGAGGUAAGCUUGUUGUUGAUACAUUUCUACUUCUUAUGAUAUGACUAUGGCUAUAACCUCGAUUGCCAAGUUUUUCAUGUGUGUAAAGUGAGUCGUGUUUAUUGUCCAAUGUGAUAAACACGUAUGCAAUCCCACACUCCUCAUUUCAGUGUAAUUUACCUAUGAUUAAAAUGUAGUGUGAAUUUGAGUCAGGCCAGGUGUAGUAUUAGCAAAUGUUACCAGGAUGAACUUGCACCCGAUGAUGUGUGUGUGGUCUCUUUCACUUUAUCAAGAUGUGAGAACUUCAUUUUGUAAUGGAUAUAAUUGUAUAGUGGUCAAAAGUGUGUCCCAACCCCCACUUCUGUGCUCUGCACCUCUGUGGGGGUUGGGCAGUAUUCCACUGACCUUGCUCUGCAAUUGCAUCUGGGGUCACCAUAUUUAACAGUCUGUAUAUUCCUAUUUAUUGCCAAUGCACAUUAUACUUAAUAGGCUAUACUGUAAUUAUCCACACUGAUACAUUAUCUUAUAUUUCAGGUUGUCACCCAUUACCCUUCACAGACUGUUGCCAAGGUAUGUUGUCCAGAAGAAGCCUCAAUAGUGAACAGCAUUAAUAAGAAGAAAUGGACAACAGCUGCAAAGUUAAUGUUGAAACAUAAACACCUAGCUGAGGAAAUCAAGGUGCACAUCCUGGAGCUAAUAACCAACGAAUGCAAACGCAUUUCUAAUCCGACCAACGGUUUCAUCCUGUGGAAGUCAUCUCCAGAUGAUCUGAAAGCCUUUUCAUUUACAAGCUUAGAGACAGACCUUAAAGGUUUUUCACCAUUCCUCUUCUCAGUUCUAACAACUGUCAGCAACCACUCUCAAGCUGCAACUUGUGCAGCAGCUUCCAUUGCCUUGAGAGGGAGACAACCACGCCUGUCAGCCUUUGCAUACUACCUAGGUAGUAUUUUGCAUUAUGGCGGGGCAAAAAAAGCUGUGUUUGAAAGGCUGAACAAAAUGGCAAUAACAACUACUCACCACAAUUCUAUAGAGAAGCAGAAGGAGUUGGCGCUCCUAUGUGGGGGCUCUCUAAAAAUGUUAAAGGUACAGAAUGAAGAUUUUCUGAACUCUGAAGCGGAAGGGAACUUUGUUGGUCAGAGAGUGGACACCAGCGAAGACCAAAGAACAAGUGAUCCGAAGGGGCCACUAAACCCAGUUGGUGAACACAUGGAUGAGCUUCUCAUGUCAGGAGAUGAAAUGGCUCAAAGCGUACUGCCUUUCAGCAGUUUAAGUAACUCUGAAGCAGCAGAGCUGGGCUUGAGCUCCUCCACUUUUCCAAUCACACACCCCACUCCUCCACCAACAUAUUCUAUUAUAUUUGACAAUUUGGACUUUUUCAUGCGUGUACAUCAUCAGUCCAGCCACCACAACAACAAAUCCAUACACUGGAUUCACCAUAUUGCAGUCAAAGAUAGGAUCUGUUCUGUCAGUUGUAGCGUGCUGCGGGUGCUGGACUGGAUGCCUGGACUCUCCUCAUGGAUAACCGGCCAGAACCCCAUCACCAUUUUAAUAUGAUGUACAUGUAUUUACCUGUAUGCCAAUUGUGGCACCCAUUGCACUCCUGACCAUCCCUGGAAGAAGGGAUCCCCUACACUGCGUUUCUUCUCAAGAUUUCUUCCUUGCUGAUUCAAGGGAGUUUUUUCUUGCCCGUGUGGGGGCAUGGGUAAAGGGGGGUGUCACAAAUAUUUGGCCUGUUAAGCCCUUUGAGACUGUAAUGGUGAUUAAGGGCUAUACAAAUAAAAUUGAAUUGAAUUGAUCCAAACAUAUCACCUUGACAAUGCCAAACCAGACCAUGACAUCCGUCAAUACUACCGUGGCAACUCACUCCCCGGACUAGAAACCCAGGAUUACAUGCGGCGUGAGUUUAUUGUUCUUGGGAGCCGUAUCCUUACGCAGUACCUGGCUGUUUUUAAACCAUUCAAGCCAUUAGUGGUUCACCACAUACCACAUCAGUAUACAGAUGACAUGGCUAUGCGCUCCACAGAUGUAAGUUAUGAGUUAAAUCUGCAAAAAAAACAAAACUAAAUACACAUACUUUGAACUCAAACAUUACUGCAAUGUCAUCUUUUUUCUUUAUUCUCAAAGUACCCUCUGGGACUACUCUUCAAAAAUGAAAACAAAACGUCUGAUUUGGUGGACACACUUCGCCACCUUCAGAAAGAGUAAGUAUAUAAUCAGGCUCCACUGUCAGUCUUCGGCAGAAGAAGGGCUUUAAUAAAAUGUAUAAUUCCACCAUUUGUGUGUUAUCCAUUUAGGUAUGUGCCCAAGGGACCGGACGGGUUGUCAAGUGUUUAAGUAGGAGGUGACCGGCUGACUGAGGGGAACUGCAGAAACAUACAGUGGGCCUUCUCAGAUGGUGCUACAAAGGAAGACCGACUGGAAGGUCGGUUUGAGGACUGGCAUGCCAUCAGAAACCUCUUUGAAGUGAGUAAGAAACUAUAGAAAAAUGUUGAUUAGUAACAAAAUCACACCACUACUUUAGAUUUUUUUUUUUAGAUAACUUCAAGUGCUUGUGUGUAAAGUUGUGUUAAUCCUUUGCUAAUCACAAGUCUUCGAUGUUGAUAAAGAUCUAUCAUCGGAUUUUCUAUGAUGGUGCAUCCUCAAAAGACCAUGGCACACUUCUUGCCAACAUGACGAGGUUGAGGUACAACGUCUGCUAUCUGCAACACCAUGAUUACAUACUGUACAAUUAUUAGUUUUUAAGCUUUUAUUUGCAUUCUAAACAAAGCUGUUGUUAAUUACAAUGAUUAUAAUAACAUUUUGUUGACCAUGCUUUCCACAGU